Molecule: messenger RNA, 522 nt
Organism: Fusarium musae
Lineage: Eukaryota; Fungi; Ascomycota; Sordariomycetes; Hypocreales; Nectriaceae
Exons: 2
Coding region: 1-522 (173 amino acids)
Biological process (GO): endoplasmic reticulum to Golgi vesicle-mediated transport; protein retention in ER lumen
Cellular component (GO): endoplasmic reticulum; cis-Golgi network; membrane
Molecular function (GO): ER lumen protein retrieval receptor activity
Source: RefSeq, a predicted model, not a curated record
AUGCCUUUGAACGUUUUCCGAGUCGCUGAUCUCUUCAAAACCGAUAGCCUCUACAACUUCAUCUUCAAGAUCAUGUUCCUUGGCUCCCAAGGUUACAUCAUCUACCUCAUGACCAACGCCUACAAGCCUACCAACGAUCCCAAUGUCGACACCUUCCGAGUCCAGUACCUCCUCGCGGGAGCUGCUGUCCUCGCCAUCGUCUUCCCCUAUCACUACACCAUCUCGGAGAUUCUGUGGGCCUUCUCCAUCUGGCUCGAGUCUGUGGCUAUUCUCCCCCAGCUCUUCAUGCUUCAGCGCACCGGCGAGGCAGAGACCAUCACCACCCACUAUCUCUUCGCUCUCGGCAGCUACCGUGCUCUCUACAUCCCCAACUGGAUCUAUCGAUACUUCGCCGAGACUAACCACAAGGUCGACACCAUCGCUAUCAUUGCUGGUAUCGUCCAGACCGUUCUGUACAGCGACUUCUUCUACAUCUACUACACCAAGGUCAUGAAGGGCAAGAAGUUCAAGCUCCCCGUCUAA